GGUAAUCAGAAAUGAAAGAAUGCAGUCUGCACCAAAAUCCAAUUCUUACAAUUAAAUAUUGAAGUUACUAAAUGAAACAUGGGGGAACCCGCAUAUCUUGACAUCUCCGCUCGCAAAUGGAAGCAGCUCAACUCUCUCAUUCCGGCGCAAUGGCGGUUGGAUGAUAAAUACAUUCCACGAGGAAUGAGGCUAUCGCCCAUUGAGUCAGUGCACAAACUUGAUGGUUUUGGAGAUGACAUGGGCAGUCUAGUGGAUAUUCCAAGGAAAUGCGGUAUUUUGAAUUCCAGGGAAAUUGCAAUCACUGAGAAUUGGGAUGUCCAAGGAUUAUUAUAUGAGAUUGCAGAGAAAAGACUUACCUCAGAGGAGGUUGCGUUGGCAUUUUGCAAGAGAGCAGCUGUUGCACAGCAACUUACGCGAUGCUUGACCGAGCCUCUUUUUACAGAGGCUUUAGAACAGGCUCGACGAUUAGACCACCAUCUCAAACGUACAGGCAAAUUGUUCGGCCCGCUCCAUGGCCUUCCUGUUACUGUCAAAGACACAUUCGAUGUUAAAGGGGUGGACUCAACAGUCGGAAUUACUGCCCUUGCUUUCAAACCUGCAAUUCAAGAUGCUGCGCUGGUUGAGCUUCUUCGCUCGCUAGGUGCUAUCAUUAUCGCAAAGACAAAUGUACCCCAGACAAUGUCUUUCCUAGAUAGUGUAAACAACAUAUUUGGCCGAACGCUGAAUCCACUGAAUCGAUCGCUUACGGCCGGUGGAAGUUCGGGCGGAGAAGGAGUGGCAGUAGCAAUGCGCGCAUCGAUGGUAGGAUUUGGGACUGACAUUGGUGGCAGCAUUCGCAUUCCAGCGAUGUGCAACGGCAUAUACGGUUUCAAACCAAGUGUUGGUAGAAUCCCUUACGGGGGAACAACAAGUGGUCAGCCCAAUGGUAAGCUUCGCGUUGCCUUGAAACCAGUUGCGGGGCCCAUUGCGCGAUCUAUCGAAGAUAUCGAUGCCAUCAUGAAGGAACUUGUCCCUAGGUCGGAGCUUUUUGGGCACGAUUGCAUUCCCGGACUCUGGCCAUCGCUUACUCCACUGAAGAAAAAACUUAGGAUUGGAUUAUUGCUCAAUGACGGGCUAGUUAAUCCGGUCCCUCCGAUCACUAAUAUACUAAAGGAGGUUUCCAAUAUUAUUGCGCGCAGCCAAGUCGCGGAUAUCGAGGUUGUCGACAUAUCUGCUCCUGCAGUCAUGAAGAAGUGCAUGUUUACCGGAGGAAGACUCAUGGACGUCGACGGCUCCGGGCCCCUGUUAGAUCUACUUGACCAAACCGGCGAGCCUUUAAUGCCUUACCUACGUGGGCGCACGAAACGGCGUCCUCCGAUGUCUAUUGAGAAACUUUAUGCGCUAUGUGCCGAACGCGAUCAGAUUGAAGUCGAUAUGCGACAGCAAAUGUGGUCCUGGCCGCCAUCUACAGCUACAACAUCCAAGGUCUUCGCGCAAACAUUAGAUGCUGUCAUAUGCCCGGUAGCUGCGCAUCCAGUCCCAAAGCACGACUCAUACGGCAGCCUAUCGUAUACCACCACCUUUGUCCUACUUGACUAUCCGACCGGCACUAUACCGGUCCGUAACAUGACUGAGACAGAUUUGAACCUUGAAUUUAAUGCCGGAGACAAACCACUAUCUAAAUUUGAUGAAGGAAAUAGACAAUUCUGGAAGGAAGACCGGAAGAUAUACCUAGGAUCCCCUCUGAGCGUGCAAGUUGUCACCCCAAGACUUCACGAUCAUGAAUUAUGUCAAGUAAUGUCUGUUAUUGAUUCCACUCUCAAAAGACAUUAUCAAAGCAACACCAAAGCUAUGCUCUAAGAUUGGCUUAUCAACAAGAAAGCGUUAAAAUAGCACUAAUAAUAUAUUGUGAUUAUUGUUAUCUCC
Talaromyces proteolyticus is the source of this 1905-nucleotide messenger RNA. Its product is annotated as putative general amidase. The coding region runs from base 79 to 1839 and encodes 586 amino acids. The record is from RefSeq and is a predicted model, not a curated record. The transcript is spliced from 3 exons. NCBI's taxonomy places the organism in Eukaryota, Fungi, Ascomycota, Eurotiomycetes, Eurotiales, Trichocomaceae.